This is a messenger RNA of Carlito syrichta (Philippine tarsier), 1191 nucleotides long. RefSeq names its product retinitis pigmentosa 9 protein homolog. Gene Ontology annotation, biological process: RNA splicing. The transcript is spliced from 8 exons. The record is from RefSeq and is a predicted model, not a curated record. Lineage: Eukaryota; Metazoa; Chordata; Mammalia; Primates; Tarsiidae. Bases 1 to 741 code for a protein of 246 amino acids.
AUGUGCGCCCUGGUGUCGUGGGCGGUGCCGGCCCUGCACAUAUUCACCUUGAAGAGGAAGACCGGGCGGAAGAGCAGGACCAUCGAAAUGAUGGAGCUUCCGAACCGUUUCCAGAGGCUCCUCGCGCUGCGCCUUCGGGGCUGGGUUUCGCCGCCGCGGGGCGGAGCGGAGCGUUCUCGGGCGCUCCUCGGUGUUUGGGGACUGAACCCACAAGUUCGGCUGGGCAGUUAUGAAAAACCUCCUCCUGGGCUUAUCAAGGAAGAUGAGACGAAGCCAGAAGACUGUAUUCCAGAUGUACCAGGCAAUGAACAUGCCAGGGAGUUUCUGGCUCACGCACCAACUAAAGGACUUUGGAUGCCACUGGGGAAGGAAGUCAAAGUCAUGCAGUGUUGGCGUUGCAAACGGUAUGGUCACCGAACAGGCGACAAAGAAUGCCCUUUCUUUAUCAAAGGCAACCAAAAGUUAGAACAGUUCAGAGUAGCACAUGAAGAUCCCAUGUAUGACAUCAUACGAGACAAUAAAAGACAUGAAAAGGAUAGAGGGAUACAGCAGUUAAAACAGUUAUUGGAGGAUUCCACCUCAGAUGAAGAUGGGAGCAGCUCCAGUUCCUCAGAUUGUAAAGAGAAACACAAGAAAAGAAAAAAGAAAGAAAAGCACAAGAAAAGGAAGAAAGAAAAGAGAAAAAAGAAGAAACGAAAGCACAAGUCUUCCAAGUCAAAUGAAAGUUCUGACUCAGAGUGACAAGGACUUCACUUGUUCAACAUCCUCUUCUCAAAAGUCAAACACUGUGACCAAGAACAGAGGAGAUGCCAUUGGAGAGAGUACUAGGAUGGAGAGACACCAAGAGAGGAGGAAAUGUGAGGUCACAGCUGUGAGUUCCCCCCACCUUUCCAUGAAGAUGUGACCCUCAGGAGAGUGCGUUGUCUCUACGCGGGUGCUUGUUCUGACAGCGGCUGAUUUCAGGCAGGAAAGCUUAUUCAGUGUCCUCCUCCCUGCUGGUCGCAUGAGUUUAUGAUUCCUGUGAAACAGCCCCCUGCAGGGUGGCAGGACUAAGGGUACCUCUGAGGAAGGUCUUCCAGGCUCCGCACAACUUGUGCCCUACACAGGGGGGCGACCCAGUUCCCAUAGACUUCAGGCUGGAGUCAUCUGUUAUUAUUGAGGAAAAUAAAAGCUCAUUAUUUAUUUUUUAAA